Molecule: messenger RNA, 1939 nt
Organism: Mangifera indica (mango)
Lineage: Eukaryota; Viridiplantae; Streptophyta; Magnoliopsida; Sapindales; Anacardiaceae
Product: isoprene synthase, chloroplastic-like
Exons: 7
Coding region: 43-1815 (590 amino acids)
Biological process (GO): diterpenoid biosynthetic process
Molecular function (GO): terpene synthase activity; magnesium ion binding
Source: RefSeq, a predicted model, not a curated record
CUAAGUUGAUAAUUUGAACUACAAACUUGAGCAAAAACUGCAAUGGCACUACAUCUCUCUAGUUUUCCCAUGCCUCAUUUACAGGUCCAGGUACAUAAUCUUCACAGACCUAGAUACCAUCCACAAAGAGCACAGGAUGGCGCUUCGAUGAGUCGAAAAGUUACGUGUUGCGUGACAGCGACUACACAAACUUCCCGUGGUAGAUCUGCAAAUUACCAGCCAACCAUUUGGGAUUACAAUUUUGUGCAGUCUCUACGGACUGAAGAUGUGGAUGAAGAAUGCGAGAACAAGGCAAAGAAGCUGGAGGAGGAGGUGAGGCGUAUGAUGAACAAUGAAAAUGCAGAAUUGUUGAGCAUUCUUGAAUUGAUUGACGACAUUCAGCGACUAGGUUUAGGAUACCGGUUCCAUGAGGACAUAAAGAUAGCUCUUGACAGAAUUAGUAUGUCUUGGGAAGAAUAUGAUGAUGAUGCCAAAGCAGAAAACAAACUCCAUUCCACUGCUCUAAGAUUCAGGCUCCUUAGACAAAAUGGUUGUCAUAUUUCUCAAGAUAUUUUCAAGAUUUUCAUCGACCAAGAAGGCAAUUACAUGGAAUACUUGAAAAAGGAUGUCAAAGGGUUACUAAGUUUGUAUGAAGCCUCAUAUCUUGCAUUUGAAGGAGAAAAACUCUUGGAUGAGGCCAAAACCUUCUCACUAACACAUCUCACUCAAUUAAAUAGAAAAAUUGACCCAAUCAUAUCAGAUCUUGUUACACAUGCUUUAGAGAAUCCGUUGCAUCAAAGAUUGCAAAGGCUGGAAGCUCGGUGGUAUAUUGAAGUCUACAGUAAAAGAAAUGAUGCAAAUCAUUCCCUACUUGAACUUGCCCGGCUUGAUUUUAACAGGGUGCAAUUAAUAUACAAAAAAGAUCUUAAAGAUUUAUCAAGGUGGUGGAAAGAGAUUGAUCUAGCAAGCAAAGUGAAAUUUGCUAGAGACAGGUUGAUGGAAUGCUUUUUUUGGACAAUUGGAAUGAUCCCAGAUCCACAAUUUAAUAAUUGUCGUAAGGGACUUACGAAAGUAGUUUCACUUAUAACAAUCCUGGAUGAUGUCUAUGAUUUACAUGGUUCUUUAGAUGAAUUGAAGCUAUUUACAAAUGCGGUUGAAAGAUGGGAUAUCAAUUGUGUGAAUCAACUACCAAACUAUAUGAAAUUAUGCUUCCUAGCACUCUACAACAGUGUUAAUGAGAUGGGUUAUGACACUCUAAAAGAACAAGGAGUGAACAUUAUUCCAUCCCUUACGAAAGCGUGGCUAGACUUGUGCAAAGCAUUUUUAGAAGAAGCAAAAUGGAGUUAUAAUAAAUACACACCAACAUUUGAGGAAUAUCUACACUACGCAUGGCUAUCAUCAUCGGGGACACUUCUUUUGGUUCAUUCCUACUUUUUAUUUAAUCAAGGUAUCACCGAUGAAGCGCUCGACUCUUUAGAAAAGUAUCAUAAUCUGUGUCGCAGGCCAUCUGUUAUUUUUCGACUUUACAAUGAUUUAAGUACUUUCAAGGCUGAGGAAGAAAGAGGUGAAACCGCAAGUUCAAUAUUAUGCUAUAUGCAAGAAAGAGGUUUAUCAGAGGAAAUUGCUCGUGAAGAUAUAAAGAAACUUAUUGAGAAAAACUGGAGACAAAUGAAUAAGGAGGUGAGUGAAAAGCAUCCAUUUUCACAAGCUUUUGUAGAAACAGUUAUUCAUCUUGCUCGGACAGCCCAUUGCACAUACCAAAAUGGAGAUGGACAUGGACAUCCAGAUGCUAGAAUUAAGAAAAGAAUCCUAUCGGUAAUAAUUGAUCCCAUUUAAAUCAGUAAUAAUGGAGAUGGGCAUGGAAAACCUAAUUUUCCAUUUCGGGUAUUACAUAUCAUAUCAUAUUGUAUGAGACGUCAUUUUAAAAAUCAUAAUAAAAUAAUAAAAAAUUCUAAUUGUC